GAGGAUGCCCGUUUCCUGAGAUAUGGCCGUGGCGGGCGGAGACUUCAAUGCGGUUGUGUGGUACCCUGAGGUGAAAGUGGGGCGCGGCGUGCGGCGGUGUCCCGGGACUUAGUCUCGGGACGUUAUGGCCAGCGUCCACGAGAGCCUCUACUUCAAUCCAAUGAUGACCAACGGGGUGGUGCACGCCAACGUGUUCGGCAUCAAGGAUUGGGUGACGCCGUAUAAGAUCGCGGUGCUGGUGCUGCUGAACGAAAUGGGCCGCACGGGCGAGGGCGCCAUCAGCCUCAUGGAGCGGCGGAGGCUCAACCUGCUGCUCCUGCCGCUGCUGCAGGGCCCAGAUAUUACACUGUCAAAACUAUACAAGUUAAUUGAAGACUCUUGUCCACAGCUGGCAAAUUCAGUACAGAUCAGAAUCAAACUGAUGGCUGAAGGCGAGUUGAAGGAUAUGGAACAAUUUUUUGAUGACCUUUCAGAUUCUUUUUCUGGAACUGAACCAGAGGUUCACAAAACAAGUGUAGUAGGUUUAUUUCUGCGUCACAUGAUCUUGGCCUACAGUAAGCUUUCUUUCAGCCAAGUGUUUAAACUGUACACUGCCCUUCAACGGUACUUCCAAAAUGGUGAGAAAAAGACAGUAGAAGAUGAUGAUAUGGAACUGACCAGUAGAGAGGAGGGCGAAAGAAAAAUGGAAAAAGAAGAACUUGAUGUAUCUGUAAGAGAAGAGGAAGUAUCUUGCAGUGGGCCUCUGUCCCAGAAACAAGCAGAAUUUUUUCUUUCUCAGCAGGCUGCUUUGUUAAAGAAUGAUGAGACUAAAGCCCUCACUCCAGCUGCCUUGCAGAAAGAAUUAAACAACUUGUUGAAAUUUAAUCCUGAUUUUGCUGAAGCGCAUUAUCUCAGCUACUUAAACAACCUCCGCGUCCAAGAUGUUUUCAGUUCAACACACAGUCUCCUUCAUUAUUUUGAUCGCCUGAUUCUUACUGGAGCCGAAAGCAAAAGUAACGGGGAAGAGGGUUAUGGCCGGAGCUUGAGAUAUGCUGCUCUGAACUUGGCGGCCCUGCACUGCCGCUUCGGGCACUAUCAACAGGCAGAGCUCGCCCUGCAGGAGGCAAUUAGGAUUGCCCAGGAGUCCAAUGAUCACGUGUGUCUCCAGCAUUGUUUGAGCUGGCUUUAUGUACUGGGGCAGAAGAGAGCCGAUAGCUAUAUUCUGCUGGAGCAUUCUGUGAAGAAAGCAGUACAUUUUGGGUUACCGUACCUCGCCUCCCUGGGAAUACAGUCCCUUGUUCAACAGAGAGCUUUUGCUGGGAAGACGGCAAACAAGCUGAUGGAUGCCCUAAAGGACUCUGACCUCCUACACUGGAAACACAGCCUGUCGGAGCUCAUUGAUAUCAGCAUUGCACAGAAAACGGCCAUCUGGAGGCUGUACGGCCGCAGCACCAUGGCACUGCAGCAAGCCCAGAUGCUGCUGAGCAUGAACAGCCUGGACUCGGUGAACGCAGGCGUGCAGCAGAACAACACCGAGUCAUUUGCCGUCGCACUCUGCCACCUUGCAGAGCUACACGCGGAGCAGCCUCAGGAAUGGCAGGUCACAAUGGGAAUGUUUUUGGAGGAUACUGCAGUGUGUCCACUGUUCUUUCUACUUGGUCUGAAGGGCUGUUUCGCUGCAGCUUCUGAGGUGUUAAAGCACUUGAAGGAACGAUUUCCCCCUUAUACUCAGCAUGCCCAGUUAUGGAUGCUGUGUGAUCAAAAAAUACAAUUUGACAGAGCAAUGAAUGAUGGCAAAUAUCAUUUGGCUGAUUCACUGGUUACAGGAAUCACAGCUCUUAAUGGCAUAGAGGGUGUAUAUAGAAAAGCAGUUGUACUACAAGCUCAGAACCAAAUGUCAGAGGCACAUAAGCUUUUACAAAAAUUGUUGACUUAUUGUCAGAAAUUGAAGAAUACAGAAAUGGUGAUUAGUGUCCUGCUGUCAGUGGCAGAGCUAUACUGGCGAUCUUCCUCCCCUACCAUCGCGAUGCCUGUGCUCCUACAUGCUCUGGCCCUCUCCAAGGAGUACCGUUUGCAGUACUUGGCCUCUGAAACAGUGCUGAACUUGGCUUUUGCCCAGCUCAUUCUCGGAAUCCCAGAACAGGCCUUAAGUUUUCUCCACAUGGCCAUUGAGCCCAUCUUGGCUGAUGGGGCUAUCCUGGACAAAGGCCGCGCCAUGUUCCUAGUGGCCAAGUGCCAGGUGGCUUCGGCAGCUUCCUAUGAUCCACCAAAGAAAGCAGAAGCUCUGGAGGCUGCCAUUGAGAACCUCAAUGAAGCAAAGAACUAUUUUGCAAAGGUUGACUGCAGAGAGCGGAUCAGGGAUGUUGUUUACUUCCAGGCCAGACUCUACCACACCCUGGGGAAGACUCAGGAGAGGAACCGGUGUGCAAUGCUCUUCCGGCAGCUGCAUCAGGAGCUGCCCUCUCAUGGGGUGCCCUUGAUAAACCAUCUCUAAAAAGGACAUCCCUGCUGGGUCACUGUAUGGAGUAUAAAAUUUUGGACUUGUUCAUGCCCCUUCCUCGAUGUAUAUGAUGUAUUUGUAAGACCCUGUCUUGUCAAUAAACUUCAUUGUGAUUA
This is a messenger RNA of Microcebus murinus (gray mouse lemur), 2595 nucleotides long. NCBI's taxonomy places the organism in Eukaryota, Metazoa, Chordata, Mammalia, Primates, Cheirogaleidae. The record is from RefSeq and is a predicted model, not a curated record.